AUGAUGCUGCGCCACACCACCCUGCCACCCUUCAUUCACCCGCGCCUGCUGUUCUCUCCAAUCGCCGACAACGACGACGACCUGGAGCCGCUGCACAACUGCAUCAGUCUCAUGCAUAUGCUCAACAGCCGAGUUGCGGGGAGUCGGAAGCUGUUCUGGAGGAACGUGCGCAUGGAGUGCGAGAGAUUCUGCGCUGAGAACUCCACGUGGAACAGAUGGAAGUGGCUUGCUGCUCUCCAGGCGCUCUGCGUCUACCUCAUCCUCAGGCUUGACGAGGGCCAGACUGAGCACAAUAACUUUGACUAUCUCAUGGUCGCUGCCGUCGCUGCAAUCUCCUCCCAUCUCAACACCCCAGAGAUGACACCAAGCAGCAAUGGACGAGAGCUUACCUGGAAAGACUGGAUCUUUGAGGAAUCCAGGCGCAGACUGUGCGUGAUCUACCAGAUCCUCAACCUGCUCGUCUUCUUCGAGCCGGCCAACAUGUGCUCCCUGCACGAGUCGCAGCUGCUGCUGGCGCCGCUGCCGGCCAAGAGGCCGCUCUGGGAAGCCGCCGACGAGGCCAGCUGGCGGGCAGAGAGCGAGAAGGACGCCGAGGCUCAAGUCGACUUUGGACUGGCGACCAGCGGCGAGCUCGUCAAGCUGCAGAACGGCCUGCUCGUCGACUGCCACGCCCCGAUGGAGGUGGCCCGCCCCGGUGACGCAGGCGGGUCGUCGGCUUGGAGCGCCGCCCGGUGGGAUGAGUGGUCUGCGGGUAUGGAUGGGUUUGGCGGGCUGGUUAUGCUUGCUGCUUCGAUGCUUGGAUAG
This is a messenger RNA of Parathielavia appendiculata, 804 nucleotides long. RefSeq lists its product as uncharacterized. The coding region runs from base 1 to 804 and encodes 267 amino acids. The record is from RefSeq and is a predicted model, not a curated record. NCBI's taxonomy places the organism in Eukaryota, Fungi, Ascomycota, Sordariomycetes, Sordariales, Chaetomiaceae. The transcript is spliced from 4 exons.